Messenger RNA from Gigantopelta aegis, 1059 nucleotides. RefSeq lists its product as uncharacterized. The record is from RefSeq and is a predicted model, not a curated record. Lineage: Eukaryota; Metazoa; Mollusca; Gastropoda; Neomphalida; Peltospiridae. The transcript has 2 exons. Bases 1 to 1059 code for a protein of 352 amino acids.
AUGGCUGCGCUCAUACACUGUGCGGUGGCGUUGUUGUCCCUGGAGGACCGCCGUUGGUUUUUGGGAUGGUCGGCUCAGGGGUUAGAUAUUCCUCGGAAUAAGUGUAUCCCGGCGGGGGCAGAGAUUCCUCGGGGAGUCUCCUGUUUGCUAGAAAAGAGGUGGAACAAACAGGAAUGUCACCCUGACCCUGACCCUGUCCCUGACCCUGAACCUGUCCCUGACCCUGAACCUGAAAGGCCACGACGGAGAUCGGUAACAUUUAGUGAAUACCUUCCAACUAGAAGGUCAGUUAUGGAGUCAGUUAUGGAGUCCGAGGGAAGAUACAAUGAGGGUAAUGGAACUGACACUGAAUCAGAAGAUUCACUAAAUAAAUAUUAUGUACGAGACGAUGGUGAUCAUCUUAUGGAACAAGUGGAGACAGAGUCGGAGAGUUCCGAAGAAGAGGUUGAAUCGGUUGAAUCUAGUGAGGAAACUGAAUCCAAAGAAAACGUGUCACAAAAUUUUAAAGAAGAAUCUGCAACUGAACUGCAAAAUAGGCAACAGUAUAAACACAGCCAAAAAGCCAAACAACAGACACUACACGUUUCUAUGGAACAACCCAAUAUUGGACUGCCAGAUAAGCAACAGUAUAGUUGCCCACAAGAACCAAACAUUGCACUGCCAGAUAAGCAACAGUAUAGUUAUGCACAAGGACCUAAUAUUGGACUGCAAUAUAAGGAGGUAUAUAAUUACAAGCAAGAGCCCAAUAUUAGACUAUACGCUUGCAGCCAAGAAUCUGAUAGAAGUAGCCAAGAUAAGGUGUUAUACAAUAAUAGACAAAAAAACAAUAUUAGACUGAAAAAUGCAUAUGCAUAUAAGACCUUGCAAAGGAACUACAAAGAGCCCUACAUUGCGAUCAAUGGCAAGAUAUACAGGUGCUGGGAGGAAGUUGACACCGAGCCACAAGAGAUGAAAUUGUGUCGUUAUGAAGAGAUAAAUGAAAUUGCACCCAAAUCUAAAGGCCGAAAAUCUUUAAAGAAAUUUAAAUCAUGCUUCAUGAAACCUUGUGUGCUGGACUAA